AUCCUCUGUCUCCGCCGUGUGGCAGGCAGGAAAUCGCUCCCGGUGGAUGAAGUCUAAACAAACAGGAGCCACUGUCACUGCUGUCCAACAUGGCGACCAGAUGGGGAAUCUGUAGUGCUGGAAAGAUCAGCCAUGACUUUGUAGUAGCCCUGAAAACACUUCCUCCUGAGGACCACCAGAUUGUGGCAGUGGCAGCACGCAGCUUACAGCGUGCACAAGACUUUGCUAAAAAGCACAGCAUCCCCCGGGCAUAUGGCAGCUAUGACGAGCUGUCCAGAGACCCAGAUGUAGAGGUGGUGUAUGUUGGUGUGAUCCACCCCUACCAUCUGAGUGCCAGCGUGCUCUUUAUGAACGCCAAGAAGAACGUGCUGUGUGAGAAACCCCUGGCCAUGAACUCCAGAGAGGUGCAGGAAAUGGUGGCCUCCGCCAAGAUGAACAACGUUUUUUUUAUGGAGGCUGUAUGGACUCGAUUCUUCCCAGCAUCUUUGGAGAUCAAACGGCUGCUAGCUGAAGGGGAGCUGGGUGAGGUUAAGAUGGUGAGGGCAGACUUUGCACUGCCAUUGAUGAACGUACAGAGAGCAGUGGAGAAGGAGCUGGGUGGAGGGGCUUUGCUGGAUAUUGGCGUUUACUGCCUGCAGUUCAUACUCAUGGUUUACGGCGGAGAGAGGCCAGAGUACAUCCACGCCACUGGCGUUCUCCUGGACACAGGAGUAGAUGAAGGCAUGGUUGUGACUCUGAAGUUCUCCGGGAACAGAAUGGCGGUGUUCACCUGCAAUUUGGCUGUAGAGAUGCCAAACGAUGCUGUGAUUGUGGGCACUAAGGGCUCCAUCAAGAUCCCUGCCCAUAUGUGGUCCCCGACAUCUUUAGUGGUGAAUGGGAAGGAAACCCAUUACCCAGUUCCAGAGCCCUAUUUACCCCUCAAUUUCACGAACAGCACAGGUUUGCGUUAUGAAGCUGAGGAGGUUCGGCAGUGUUUGCUCAAAGGGUUGAAGGAGAGCCCAGGUAUGACACAUGCAGACUCUCUUCUCCUGGCUGAGGUGGAGGAUGAGGCUCGUAGGCAGGUGGGGGUGGUGUACAAGCAGGACCUACAAUAAAUAUUACAUAUGCACAGAUUCUCUUCCAUCGUUGAAUAAAACAGGUUCAUCCUGGGA
Myripristis murdjan (pinecone soldierfish) is the source of this 1151-nucleotide messenger RNA. RefSeq names its product dihydrodiol dehydrogenase, tandem duplicate 2 (gene dhdh.2). Gene Ontology annotation, molecular function: nucleotide binding. The record is from RefSeq and is a predicted model, not a curated record. NCBI's taxonomy places the organism in Eukaryota, Metazoa, Chordata, Actinopteri, Holocentriformes, Holocentridae. The coding region runs from base 90 to 1094 and encodes 334 amino acids. The transcript is spliced from 7 exons.